AGAGAUUAUCGUGUCUUCCUAACAAUAUGUGGAAUGCACUGAACUUGAAGAGAUUGGAUCUAAGUGGUUCUGGUAUAUCAAGUAUACCCAAUACAGAAGUCAAAAUUGAAAUGGUUGACUUGGCAGGAACUUCUGUCACUUAUCUUCCCAGGAAAUUUGUCUUUAGCCCUAAACUUCAGGCAUUGGAAGUGGGUGAAUGUCCACUAGUGUCUCCACCCAUUGAAGUGUGUUGGAGAGGCAUCAGUUCUAUAAGAAAUUAUUUGGGUGAACUGGAAAGGGAUGGUGGAGUACGACGUGGUAGAAUAAAGAUUCUAGUGAUGGGAAUUACAAAGGCAGGAAAAACAAGCCUCGUUGAAGCACUGGAGAGUGGUAACCCAUUUCUGGCAGAACUUGAUGAGAGAACUGUAGGUGUGGAAGAAACAACCAUGAAGCUGGAUGAUAAAAUAGAAUGCAAAUUGCUUGACUGUGGUGGGCAUAAAGCAUACAUGCUAACCAACCAGCUGAUGGUCAGCGACAAUUCAUUGGCAUUGAUAGUCGUUGACGGCAGUUUGUACCAGUUUACUGCGCAAUGUUUUCGUUGCAAUAUUGGAGAUUUCCUGCAAGUUUUGUACGAGAGAAACAGCAGAGCUCACGUUGCUGUUGUGGUCAGUAAAGUCGAUCUGAUGGUCGACAUGUCAAGAGAAGAAAUGAGUAGAAAGUGGAAUGAACAUCUACACACUCAACUACGUCAAUUCCAGAAGAUCAGACAAGAUCAGAUCAAGAGAAUGGCAGCAACCAUUGCAGCCGGUGAUUCUCAUGAAAACAAAUGUGUGUCGGAAUGUCUUUAAUUUUUUAAAUCUCAACGAAUAACUGUUGAAGAAAAGGUAAUACUGACGAGUGCAGCCACACACGAAGGAGUGGUCAGUCUAAAAGAUCGUUUAAAAGAAUUGUGUGGAGAUGAAUGUUUAUUGCCUUCACUGCACACAGAGUUGCCAUCAUCAUGGGUCACUGUAGAAGACAAGCUGGUUAUACUACAACCUCACACGUCUGUCCCCAUUACAGAUGUCUCUUAUGCAAUGCAAGUGUGUGCAAAGCACGGCCUGACAGAAGAAAGGUGUCUUGAGUUACUAAUCUACCUGAACAAGGUUGGAAGCAUUCUAUAUUACUCGUAUCAAAAGACUUUAUCACAAGUUCUAUUUCCUGUUCCAUCAUUUGUGGUCAAUGUACUGAAGGCUGUUUUCAGACACGAUCAUCAUCUUUUAGAAUAUGACUAUCGCUUUUAUGGAGCAGACAUAGUUCCCAAACAGUUUGAAGAAUUGAGGUCUGACCUUGUUUGUAACGGCAUUGCGAGGGUGUCUAUGCUGCUAGCGUUGUGGAGUGAGUUCCACCUUACUGCAGAUCGUCAUGUGGACGUGUUUAUUAAGCUUUUUCUUGCUCUUGACCUUGCUUAUCUUAUUGGCUCAUCAGAUGUUGUAGUUCAGGAACGGUCAGACAUUCUUGGUAGACACGAGAUUACAUCAACUGUGUCAAUGUCUACGGACACCAUCAGCACGACAUCAGAUUCAUAUAAUCAAAUGAGAGGAGAAAGUCAGCAAACAGAUCAGAUGGACAGUUGCAAAGAACUGAUUUGCAAGCUAAAACAACAUAAUGUUGGCUUGUUGUUGCCAUGGUUACUGAAUGACGAGGAACCGGAUGAUGUGAGUCAACUUUGGUGUGCAGAUGUAGCAGAUGGAGUGAUGCAAGUUGUGGUCGAAUAUUCAUUUGCAUAUAAUUGUCCUUUGGGUCUAUUUGAACGACUGUCUGCUCGUUGUCAUCGUCAUCAUCCUAAUUAUAUUCGUCACUGGAGCAGUGGACUGCUGAUGUUUUAUGGUGCGGUGACUUUGCUGUUUAGUUGCAGCAAGAAUACUUCACCUGGCUUUCUACAUCUCAGUGCUAGAGUAGUCAAGUCACAUCACAGUGUUGGCAGAUUGUGGCAUGUUCUUCUGCGUUGUGUGUCAGAUGUGGAGGAUCUUCUCCAGUCUGUUCCUGGUGCUCUUUUUGGUCGAUCCAUUAACACUGGACGUUCUUUUGCUGCAAGUACAAAGUCUCCUCUCAAUCCAUCAAAGGAUAUCAUGCCUAAUGAAAGAUGGGGACCAUUUGCAGUAGAAACUGUAAUGGGAAAGUACAGUCCAGAGAUGAAAAAGCAUAUAAAAGCUAUAGUACAAGUGUGUCCAAGUGUAAAGGAAGGUAUUCCUCUCUGUGAUGUUGUUUCACCAGAAGGUGGAACUUUAGUGGACCAAAUGGAUCUCCAAGAGAUAGCAGCAGAUAUAGGAAAGUGGUGGCCUAAACUAACAAGUAUUAUUGGUACUGACCAGUCUACAGUGUCGGAGCUGCGAGAAAACUAUUUUGACCCUAGUUUUGCCCCAGCAGCAGCAUCUCGUAUAUUAAGUGAAUGGCAAAAAUCAAGAAAGAAUGAAUUGAAGGUAUGUGAAUUGUAUGAUGCUCUACUGGUUGCUGACAUUCCAUCUUUACCACAACAGCAUUUGAGUGAUGACAUGUCACCCGAUGCAGCAUCUGGAUUAGCAAAAUCUAAAGAGACAGCUGCACGUGGUGAGACAAGUCGAGCUGACUCUGAGAUGGUCACUCCACUCAUCAUAGAAAAAGUAGCCGAAAAUUGUUCAGAGUGUUGGCAUGAAAUUGGUAUAUACCUUGGAGUUUCACCUUCAGUGCAGACUGAGUGUGACCAACCUCUGUACACAUUGAAACAAAAAUUACGUAAAGUUUUGUCAGCUUGGACAAAUGAAAACAGACAAGCUACAGUUGGUCAGUUGUUGUCUGCUUGUGAUGAAGCUAAAGUGGGAGGAGCAGCGAGAAGAGCAUUGGACAGUGAUAUACAACACUAAAUAUUUUAUUUAUUAUAUAAGCAGUUUUAAUUAACGUGAUAUCAUAUAAUAAACUUGAAGUUGU
This is a messenger RNA of Corticium candelabrum, 2925 nucleotides long. RefSeq lists its product as uncharacterized. NCBI's taxonomy places the organism in Eukaryota, Metazoa, Porifera, Homoscleromorpha, Homosclerophorida, Plakinidae. Gene Ontology annotation, biological process: signal transduction. The record is from RefSeq and is a predicted model, not a curated record. The transcript is spliced from 3 exons. Bases 1056 to 2861 code for a protein of 601 amino acids. Gene Ontology annotation, molecular function: protein binding.